Messenger RNA from Hevea brasiliensis (rubber tree), 1342 nucleotides. RefSeq names its product tyrosine-protein phosphatase RLPH2. Gene Ontology annotation, molecular function: hydrolase activity. The transcript is spliced from 4 exons. Lineage: Eukaryota; Viridiplantae; Streptophyta; Magnoliopsida; Malpighiales; Euphorbiaceae. Bases 96 to 1052 code for a protein of 318 amino acids. The record is from RefSeq and is a predicted model, not a curated record.
UAAUUGUUUUCCAGGUUCCAGCCGUGACCGCCAGCAGCCACUGUUGUUAGCUAAUCGUCUUCCUCCACAGAAACUAAAGCUAUAUAUGCAUAGAAAUGGCAGACCCAAACUCCACCAGCAGUAUCACCGCCAAACUCAGAGUCGUGAUAUGCAUAGGUGACAUCCAUGGCUACUUCGCCAAGCUCCAAAACCUCUGGUCCAAUCUCCAAACCGUAAUCAACCCCGAAGAUUUUGGCUCUGCUUUGAUCAUCUUUCUGGGUGAUUACUGUGACCGAGGUCCAGAUACCAAGAAAGUCAUAGAUUUCUUGAUUGAUUUGCCCUUGGCCUAUCCAAAUCAAAAGCAUGUGUUUCUCUGUGGCAAUCACGACCUUGCUUUUGCGGCUUUUUUGGGGGUUUUGCCGGAGCCCGGAAACGGGGUAUCGUUUAAGGAGGGAUGGAAGGAGUACGAACAGAACGAGGAGCGAGAAGGUUGGUAUAAAGGACUUGGGUACGAGAAUAUGUAUCUGCAGGGGAGGAGGUGGGCUGGGACUAUUAAAGUUCGGUUCAAUGCUGCUAAAGGGACUGAGUAUAAGGGUUCUAUUUAUGAUGCUGGACCCACAUUUGAGUCCUAUGGAGUCCCUCAUGGGUCUGCUGAUUUAAUGCAGGUGGUUCCUGAUGAGCACAAGAAGUUUCUGGCUGAUAUGGUUUGGGUCCAUGAAGAGGAAAAUGUAUGUAUAGAGAAUGAAGGAGGAGUUAAACCCUGUAAAUUGAUUGCUGUGCAUGCUGGUUUAGAGAAAGGGAAAAAUGUUGAAGAACAACUGAAACUUUUGAAGGCCAAGGAUACCAGGGUGCCCAAGGUAGAGGCUCUCAGUGGGAGGAAAAAUGUGUGGGAUAUCCCAAAGGAAUUAACUGAGAAGCCAACUAUCGUGGUUAGCGGUCAUCAUGGGAAACUUCAUAUUGAAGGUCUUAGGUUGAUUAUCGAUGAAGGUGGUGGACUAGAGAACAAUCCAGUGGCUGCUAUUGUGCUUCCCUCAAUGAAGCUUGUCCGUGAUACAGACAAGUUCACAGAGUAAUUUCAAUUUUGUGGUAGAUACUAGAUUAUAUAAUAACAGUUGCUUCACUUGAUGCUUUCCAAAAUUUAGCCAAGCAUGUUUAUCCAUUCAUGGAAUUGAAUCCAUACUAGCUCUGUGCCAUUUGUAAAUAAUUUAUUUUAAGAACACACUUUGUUCCACUCUCUAUAUUGCUUCUUACACUCAUGUGAUAUUUGCAGAAUGUAUAUCAUUUAUGGUAUUCACAGUUUCUAGUGUAAACUUUGCAAUGUCUUUUAAUAAUUAUUUUCUUUUCCAUGUAGAUUUUAGCAAAA